Messenger RNA from Mycena citricolor, 1878 nucleotides. NCBI's taxonomy places the organism in Eukaryota, Fungi, Basidiomycota, Agaricomycetes, Agaricales, Mycenaceae. The record is from the annotation of a GenBank genome assembly.
AAGAAAGUUCUGUGAUCUGAUCACUGGACAGACGCAGACUCCGAUCCCAUCCUCGGUCGUUAAUGAGCAACGGUCACUGUGUGGACAUUCAUAGGUCUGCUACGGACGGUGAGUUCAAUCCUGCCCAAUAUGGCCCGGGUAUGGGACUAAAGAUGGCCUGUAUGCGGUCGAAUCUUCAAUUCAGGAUCCCCACAAUGCCCCGGAAAGGAGCGUCGUCCUGCAUCGCACUGAAGACCCACAGGGCGUACUUUGCCCGAAAAUCAGGCCUACUAGCAAGGGAUAGGUCGCCUGCUUACUUUGCCUUGACACGAGACCAAUACCACACUAAAAACUCGCCUGUGAAACCCGAUGCCCAGCCGAUCUUUUGUUCGCGAAGCAAGCUCGCGCGUGGUCCCUCACAACGAUGUACAAUGCGAAACUCCAGUCAGAUCAUUCCGCAUUGCUAUCAUUCCAUCUGCAAUGUGGGGAAGACGGAUGCAGUCCGAGUCUCGAUGCCCCGUGGGAGUCCUGAGCAGCUUUUUGGUUGAUGCUAGGCCCUGGCAAGUCGUGUGUCGUGGAUGGUGGCUGUUCCGCCUGGAUUAACUGAGAUUUCCCAUGUCCCUCCACUCGCCGACCAAGGCGCUGAGCGGCAACGCUAUUUUGAGCCGCUCGUGGAUACAUAAAGCUCACAGUCUGGCUGAGGCUCGACAUCAACUCCGAACCCAUGGAUUCAGGCUCCCUCCCGCCGUCAGUCAUCGAAUCCAUAAUCGAGGCGUACGCGGAGGGCAUACGGCCCGCGUUCGCCUUCAUUCUGAUACCUGCCAUUUUCGCAGCUAUGCUCGUCCCUCUUCUUAUCAUACUCUGGACGCUUUCGACUCCCCAGCUCCGGCGGGGACCCAUUUUCAUUCUCAACACGGCGUCCAUCUGCUCUGGCUUGAUACUGAGUGCACUCAGCACUCACCUUGCGAUGGAAAGCGUCCUAUCACCGUUCCACUCAAUCUCCAAGGGUGAAGACCUCGUAUACACGGCACUGGAUGCCUGGCUCCCCUGGAUUGCGGAAUCCGUCCUGCUUUUCCGUGUCUGGAUUGUGUUUCCCCGCGCGCAGCUUCCAUACGUGCUUGCGUUCCCGGUCCUCAUCAAGAUCGGACGAGCCGUCUUAAAUAUAUUCUUCACCGUCAGCUGGGCAAAGGCGCUUUUCCGCCCUGAGACAAUCAAUCAGAUCCAGAUUCUCCAUCAGCUCAAUCCGAUAUACUUUCAAUUGGGGUACACCCUGGAGCUAGUUGACAAUGCAUACAUCUCAGGGCUUUUUCUGUGGCGACUCGGCCGGACCGGGCAUCUAUUCAACGGCCAUGCAAUCGGCAGGCUCGACUUCAAGCAAACCUACUCCGAGCGUUUGAAAGACCUGUUUUGGAUUGCCAGUACAAAUUUCGUGUUCCCGAUAAUUUUCAGUGUGUCACAGAUUGUGGCCGUCUUCAGGGGCGACAUAAUUCUCGGCGCCAGUCUUAGCUUAGCCAACUGCUACGUUGAAAUCAUCUCGACCGUCUUUGCCACCGUAUGGUCCUCUACGGCCUCCUUCGCCGAGGCAACCAAGAGCACGUCGUUCUUGACUACAAGUUAUUCACAGGCAAGACCGUCGGCUGGCCAGCCGAUAGAAUUGUACAUGGACCGAGUUGUGAGCGUUACGACGGAUUCGCUUCCGAACGACGGACAGCAAAGAAAACCUGUUGCUGUGUAGUAUCUCAGUCAAGUGUAGGGAGCACCUGGAGUGAUGAGAGUCGCUGUGCAGAACCAUUCGCAGGAUUUCCGCUGAUUGGUCCGAGUUCGGUCUGUACGAGUCGAUCUAGAAGAAAGACAAUUGCUCGGGGAGGAAUGUAUCUUACUCUCAGUAAAGCAUUCGGC